This is a messenger RNA of Humulus lupulus (European hop), 853 nucleotides long. Its product is annotated as basic transcription factor 3-like. Lineage: Eukaryota; Viridiplantae; Streptophyta; Magnoliopsida; Rosales; Cannabaceae. The transcript has 6 exons. Gene Ontology annotation, cellular component: cytosol; nascent polypeptide-associated complex. Bases 159 to 650 code for a protein of 163 amino acids. The record is from RefSeq and is a predicted model, not a curated record.
AAAUGAAAUUGUGACCGUCGGAUCAUCACCCACUUACGUUAUCGUCUUAGCCGCUCCUUUAAUAGGACCGAAUGGGUUUCUUUAGCGCCGUCUGAGGGCUCUUCUCACUCUCUCUCUAAUCUUAUCAGUCGCGUUCCACUACCUAAACCCUAGCCAAGAUGAAUGUGGACAAGCUUAAGAAGAUGGCUGGUGCCGUUCGCACCGGUGGGAAAGGUAGCGUGAGAAGAAAGAAGAAGGCCGUACACAAGACUACUACCACAGAUGACAAAAGGCUUCAGAGCACUCUAAAGAGAAUAGGAGUCAAUGCUAUCCCUGCAAUUGAAGAAGUCAACAUCUUUAAGGAUGAUGUUGUCAUCCAGUUCAUUAACCCCAAAGUUCAAGCAUCUAUUGCUGCCAAUACUUGGGUCGUCAGUGGAUCUCCUCAGACAAAGAAAUUGCAGGAUAUUCUUCCUAGCAUCCUUAACCAAUUGGGACCAGAUAACUUGGAUAACUUGAAGAAACUAGCAGAGCAGUUCCAGAAGCAGGCACCUGGUGCCGCUGGUGCUGGGGAUGCAGCAGCACAAGAGGAUGACGAUGACGAUGUUCCAGAGCUAGUUCCUGGGCAGACAUUUGAAGCAGCCGCAGAAGAAGAGAAGGCUCCUGCAUCUUAAAGAGGAUUAAGGGGGGAUUUUGUGCCAUUUUUAUAUAAUUAAAAUGUUGCUCAAAUUCUAGCUUUUUGUUUUUACCUUCUUUUUUCACAUCUUUUUUUUUUAUGCUUAUUUCAUCCCCAAUUUGAGUCACUUAAAUGCUUUCUCUGAUUCCUCCUUGUGACACACACUGUUAGUAGUUACUCUUCCUUUUUUUGGCAUGUUUA